AUGGCCCACCUGACUAUUCGAAAUGUCACCACCAAACCAAUUGAGCUCAUUGGGAUUGAGAGGUUCGAAGUCGAUCGUGUCAGGACAAGCAAUGUACUCUCUCACAUGUCUAGAAACAUAACUGGCUUCAUCAGAGUUACUGAGUAUGGUAGCCACCAAACCCAUGCCAAAGGUGAUGCAAUUCACCAGGAGUCGGUGUCUGUCCAGGUCGAACCUUUCAAGACAAAGGAUUAUGGAAUCCGAGCUGCCGAUAAGAAUAAAGAGGUUGUUCGCCUUACCUUCAAGUAUGAAGGUCACAAAUACGAAGUCGAUAUCCCGAGCCCCUCAAGCAAAUCCUCGGUCAUGAAGAACCUUGACGGCGGCAACCACGAUCUCACUGUUGUCUACACCCCUAACGGUGCUUUUCUCGCCAUUUUUUCAUCCGCUCGGCUCAAUCGCUGGAUGGAGGAGCUUCACAACGACUGGCCACUCACUUUACUCUCCAUACCUGGCACACAUAACUCGCCAACCUGCUAUGCCGCUCUACCUUCUGUACGAUGCCAAGCGGUGGGCAUCUUGGAGCAACUUCGCAACGGCGUCCGCUUCUUGGAUAUUCGGGUCUCCGUUAGCCACAACGAUGACAAACUUGCUCUUGUACACAGCGUGUUCCCGAUUUCUAUGACUGGCACCAAAUACUUCAAAGACAUGCUCGACGAUAUCUAUAAAUUCCUCGAUGAAAAUACAAGCGAAACCGUUGUCAUGAGUAUCAAGCGCGAGGGAACAGGCAGGGGAAACGACGAGCAACUCGGCAAGUACCUUAAGCACAGCUAUGUCGACAAGAGACGUAGCCGCUGGUGGACCGAGCCCAAAAUUCCUACUUUGGGCGGCGCUCGAGGUCGCAUUAUUAUCGUCCGUCGAUUCAACAUAAGCGACGAGAUGAAGGAGUCCUGCUGGAAUGGUCGGGGUUGGGGUAUUGAUGCAGGUGCUUGGCCUGACAACUGCGAAGACGGAGAGGUUCCCGGAGGCUUGAUCCGCGUCCAAGACUUCUACACAGUCACCGAGAGCAACAACAUCGAGAAAAAAAUCGAUUACUGUCGCCGCCAGCUCGAACGCGCUGCUGAGCAGACCUUUUCCCUGGCUGGCAUGGCGGACCACAAAGAGGGUGCAUGUCUGCCACCCUUCUUCGUCAACUUCUUGACAGCGAGCAAUUUCUUCAAUGCCACCUGCUGGCCGGAGCGCAUUGCUGCCAAGGUCAACCCUUCUGUCAUUGAGUACCUUUGCACGUCCCACGGUGAGGAUGGCAAGGGCCCCAACAAGCUCAAGAUCGGAUCAGCAAGUACUGGCGUCGUCGUUACUGACUGGGUGGGACACAAAGAUGAUUGGGACCUCAUUCGUUGCAUUGUCGGAAUGAAUGCACGAUUGCAACACAAGAUACAAGCUUAG
Messenger RNA from Fusarium sp. VM40, 1422 nucleotides. Lineage: Eukaryota; Fungi; Ascomycota; Sordariomycetes; Hypocreales; Nectriaceae. The record is from the annotation of a GenBank genome assembly.